Molecule: messenger RNA, 1125 nt
Organism: Amoebophrya sp. A120
Lineage: Eukaryota; Dinophyceae; Syndiniales; Amoebophryaceae
Source: the annotation of a GenBank genome assembly
CCGAGUAGUUCUGGUAGUACCCAGGGAGACCUGCUUCUAGCUCCGUUUUCGCCGGAAUUGGAAGUGGAAAUCGAAAACGGAAUUAAGAUCAAAAAAGUGAAGCAAGGGAGAUUGAGCAGCAGUUCCAGUGUCUACUCCCACCCGUUUGACCGGUCUUGCGUGAAGGAAAAGAAGAACACCAAGAUGAACACGGGGUUGUUGCAGAAAGCAGUUGGUGGAGAUGAUCCUGGAGGAGAUAUUAGUUCUGACGCGAAACCAAAUGUUGACAAAGGCAAAUCCGCUUCCACUCUGAACAAACCUUCCACUACGAAACGAACCACUACGAAGAACGUCCUCCAGGGUCUGAACCUUGCGACCUACUUUGACAGUUUCAUGGACUUGCUGGACUUCCUCCGGUAUGCAAUGCAAAAGCAUCGUACUUACUAGUAAAAAUUGCAUUACAAAUUGGCUCAGCAUUACAAAUUGAAUUUGUAAUGCGGAUUUGCCUUCACAAAAAGAUUUGUGAUGCAUAAAUGCAAUUAGUACGAGUGCGAUACUUUUGCAGUCCAUAUCCGGUUUUACGAAAUCCCGUUUUCCCUCUACGAGUUGAAGUGUUUGUACAAAGUGUUUUAUGCAGUACAAAUUUCAUCCCGUACACGUACAAAUGCUGUUUCUGCAUGACAAAACUUGGCUUUAAUCCUAGUCUAGCACGACAAGUUCACACGACUACAAGUUAGCGAAAUUUGUCAUGCAUUUUGUACAUGUUGUGCGGAAAAUUUGUAUUGCAUACGUUUCAAGACGACGGCUUUCAGAAGCAGAAGGAUUGGGUGACGGACUUCCUGCAGGAUAUCCAGGACAUGGAGGCUAUGAAAGAAGAGGAUUUGCACUUAUUACAACGGUCUGUGGAAUCCUACUGCCACAUCUGUCAAGUCCAGCUGAAAGACUCCGAUCGGAUGAUUUACCCGGAAGAGGAGUGGGGCGCUUUGGGCGUAGACACCAGGGAGAGCAGUAGCAGUGCUGCGUCCUCUGCUGAUGAAACUUGUGUGGUUGCUGCUGACGAGGAUGGUGAAGACGGAAAAAUCGGGAUGAUGAAUAUUAAAACGUCGAAAAAUAUUAAAUCCAGCUCUUCCUCCGGUUUGAUUUGGC